UAGUUAUUGUUUUAUUCCUUAAUUUCUUCUAUUUCACUUCAGACCAAAUGGCUGUUCUGUUAUAUUCAAAAACCAUUUUUCCAAUUAUUUUCCUCUUCUUGACAUUACCAUCAAUAUUGAAAGCAGAGCUUGAUGCUCACUAUUAUGACAAAACAUGUCCACAAGCUGAGAAGAUCAUUUCCGAGACAGUUCACAGUGCUUCCACAUUUGAUCCAAAAGUCCCUGCUCGGAUCUUGAGGAUGUUCUUCCAUGACUGUUUCAUAAGGGGUUGUGAUGCAUCAAUAUUGCUGGAUUCAACUGCUACAAACCUGGCAGAGAAAGAUGGCCCUCCUAAUCUCUCUGUUCAUUCAUUUUAUGUUGUUGAUGAAGCUAAGGCCAAGCUUGAGAAAGUUUGCCCACACACUGUUUCCUGUGCUGAUAUAAUCGCCAUUGCUGCUAGAGAUGUGGUAGCCUUGUCUGGAGGUCCAUCUUGGAAUGUGUUAAAGGGAAGGAAAGAUGGAAGGGUCUCAAAGGCAUCUGAAACUGUCAACUUACCAGCUCCAACCUUGAAUGUGAGUCAACUCAUUCAAAGCUUUGCAAAGAGAGGUUUAGGGGUUAAAGAUAUGGUGACUCUAUCUGGUGGCCACACACUUGGCUUUUCACAUUGUUCUUCUUUCCAAGCUCGCCUUCAUAACUUCAAUUUAUUGAAUGACAUUGACCCAAGUUUGAACACUGAGUUUGCAUUAGACUUAAGAAAGAAAUGUCCAAAACUAAACACAAACUUCAGUGCUGGACAGUUCUUGGAUUCAACAGCAGCGGUGUUUGACAAUGACUAUUACAGACAAUUGUUGGUGGGAAAAGGUUUAUUUUCAUCAGAUCAAUCACUUGUUGGUGAUCAUAGAACAAGAUGGAUUGUUGAAGCAUUUGCCAAAGAUCAGAAUUUGUUCUUCCAAGAGUUUGUGACUUCAAUGUUGAAACUUGGAAAUGUGGGAGUGUCUGAAAAUGGAGAAGUGAGACUUAAUUGCAAGAUUGUGAAUUGAGAUAGAGAAAGAUUGGUGACUUAUUAAAUAGCACCAAUUUUCCUUCUU
This is a messenger RNA of Abrus precatorius (Indian licorice), 1067 nucleotides long. RefSeq names its product peroxidase 66-like. Gene Ontology annotation, molecular function: peroxidase activity; heme binding. Bases 48 to 1019 code for a protein of 323 amino acids. The record is from RefSeq and is a predicted model, not a curated record. Gene Ontology annotation, biological process: hydrogen peroxide catabolic process; response to oxidative stress. Gene Ontology annotation, cellular component: plant-type cell wall; plasmodesma. Lineage: Eukaryota; Viridiplantae; Streptophyta; Magnoliopsida; Fabales; Fabaceae. The transcript has 3 exons.